UCAGUCAAGUUUUGCUAGUCGACGGAGGAACAGCAGUUGUCCGUGCUCAGGCGACUGUACCACUGUCGACACGUUGUUUUUUUUAUUUGUGGAUAUUUCUACAAUCUCUUUUCGAAUUAAGGGACGUAAUUAUACCAAAACAAGUGACCCACAAAGUGACCCAGGCGCUGUCGCUUUAAAGCGAACACCUCCCCCUCCCCCUUCAAAUAUUGGAGCCCCCCAAUCACCCAGAUAACAUGGACGGAUUCUACGACCAGCAAGUCCCAUUUAUGGUCCCUCCCAGUCACAAGUCUCACGUGGAGGAACCAUCUCACAGCAGGCCUCUAAACGACAGGAAGAGAAAAUUUGUGGACACAGAGCUCGCCCAGGACACAGAAGAACUUUUUCAAGACCUCAGUCAGCUGCAAGAGAUCUGGAUUGCAGAAGCCCAGGUGCCUGAUGACGAACAGUUUGUCCCAGAUUUCCAGUCGGAUAGCUUGAUGUUUCAUGGCCCGCCACCAGCCAAGAUCAAACGAGAGCUGACCCCCUCCAAAGAGCUCUCUCCCUGCCGCCAAGACCGCAGUCCCAUGCCCUACGGAGAGAAGUGCCUUUACAGCUACAGUGCCUGUGACAGGAAGCCCACUCCAGGGUUCAAGCCAUUAACUCCCCCCUCCACACCUGUGUCUCCCUGUGGCCCCACCAGCACAGCAGUAACGCACCCCCUGAGCGAGCAGACCCCCCCUCCACCUCAUCCCCACGUAGCCAACCCAAAUGCAGGGCCACGUGCCGUUCAUGUACAGCAGCCGCUCACAGCAAAUGCCAGCUCAGCCAGCCAACAGGCCCUCCCAGUCCACAGCCACACCCCACCCUUCGUGGUGCCCUGUGCACCAAUCAGCCAGGAUGCCAACACCUUCACACCUGAGCACAGGUUCCAGAGGCAGAUGUCAGAGCCUUGUCUACCUUUCCCGCCGUCAGACAGCCAAGGACGACCCCAGUUCCUACCGCAGGUUCCCAGCAGCAACAACAGUUUGCCACGAGACAGCCGGCCACCGUACCACCGGCAGAUGUCAGAGCCGCUGGUAGCCGUGCCUCCACCACAGGGGUUCAAACAAGAACUCAUCGACCCACGAUACACAGAGCAGGGCGUCCCCACCAUGGGCCCUCCUGUCCCUCCGUCGGGGCCACCACGCCAGGUUGGGUUCCACCCCAUGGCCAUCAAGCAAGAGCCAAGAGACUUCUGCUUCGAUUCUGAAGUGCCUAACUGUCAGUCAUCGUUCGGGAGAGCGGGGAGCUUCUACCAAAAUAACCAUGAAAGUUUUCCCUUCGACAGAGAUCAUCAGCUGUACUUUGACGACACCUGUGUGGUUCCUGAGAGAUUAGAAGGUAAAGUAAAACAGGAGCCCUCAGUGUACCGUGACGGCCCACCCUACCAGCGCCGCGGCUCCCUGCAGCUCUGGCAGUUCCUCGUCACUUUACUGGACGACCCAGCUAAUGGUCACUUCAUUGCGUGGACCGGCCGUGGCAUGGAGUUUAAGCUCAUCGAGCCUGAAGAGGUUGCUCGUCGCUGGGGCAUCCAGAAGAACCGACCUGCCAUGAACUACGACAAACUAAGCCGCUCUCUACGCUACUACUACGAGAAGGGCAUCAUGCAGAAGGUAAAGGUGGCAGGUGAGAGGUACGUGUACAAGUUUGUGUGCGACCCUGAGGCUCUCUUCUCCAUGGCCUUCCCUGACAACCAGAGGCCCAACCUGAAGGUGGACCCUGACAGCCUGCCGGGUCUGGAUGAUGACACGGUGCCCCUCACCCACUACGAAGACACUGCCCCCUACCUGCUGGACGCGGCGGAGCAGUGCGCGGCCGGCCUGCCCUUCCCAGACGGCUACGGCUACUAACAACUGUCGUCCCCACCACACUUAUCUACAUGCAAAAACACUCCCUCGAUGCCCACUCUGGACCUGCUGAGCUGCGAGGAAGCUAAACCUCACGCUCUUUGCUCCCUCUCCUGCUCCCUGGAAAACCUUCGGAAACUCCGGAAGCUCCCGAGCUACAACGAGGGGGGAAAAAGAAAGGACAGAAACAAGUGGACUCGGUAGCUCUGCCCCGGCUUCCUUAAAUAAGACAAGGGGGCUGCUGUUUUCUUCAGAGACCAAACAAAGCGAGGCCGCCAACUUUAAAAAGAACUGACAGCAAGAGAUGUUACACAUCUGAUUUUGUGACAAUCUGCUUUUCUUAAAAAUGAAACAGAGUAAAAUUUAAAAUCUAAAUUCUAUCGUUGCCUUUUUGGGUCCCCUUUCCUGCAUUUUCACUUCACCACAUCUUAACUGAAGAUCCGUUAAAGGGCUUUAAUUUGCAAAAACGGAUUAACAAGAAAACCACAGCAUAUUCUAACCCCACAGAUGACUUUGUUUUCUGUAGAUAGGACUUCUUUUUCUUUUAAAUAUGCCAGCUGUUUGUAGAAUUUCGUUGAGACCCAGGACUCUCAGGUUUCUGGGGCGUUGCUGUAUUUUCAGGCUAGUCGGUCAGGCUGCUCUCUCUCUCUCUCUCGUGUAAAUGUUACGUUAUUUUAAUCGUACCUACCUACCGCUCCGUGUAAGAGAUUGUAUCUGCUUCCCUUUAGAGACUGAGAGUCUUUACAGUACAGUACACUCCUCUAUAUCAUGUUUGUUCUCACUGCUGGGUCCUUUUCUAUCGAGAUGAUAAGCACUCCAUCUCCUCUGUUUUCAAAAGGGACACACAAGUACAUAUUUUCCCAUUAAAACGCCUAAGAUUAUAUAUGAUAAAAGUUGAUUUUGCUCCCUUUCUUUUGUAUUCCCGUCUGGGUGCUUCAUGUUUCCUUGGCAGUGUACUAGUUCCUCUGAUGCCCCAGUAUGGCCGGAGCAUCGGGACGUUGCAUGCAAAAAAAAUCAGAAGGGUUUUUUGACGUUUUGACGACCCGUUUUUUGGACACCUUCUCUGCCAGUCACAACCAGAGACUUCUGCUUCUCUUUGCAUGGUGUAAGUGUCCACUAACAUAUCGCUUUACUGUCUUUGGACAAAGAAGAUAUUUGUGAUAUUCUCUGCAGUUUUAUUUUUGUGUUCUUUAUGUAUGUUUCUGAACCGGGGCAAAGACAAAACGUAUAUAAAAGUAUAUAUUUUUGCUAUAAGGCUGCAUUUGUUUUGAUUUUGAUGUAUAAGCUGUAUAGUUCUGCCUCUAAUAGAAAUGUACCUUUUUAAAAAACAAUCCUUACGACGCUCCUCAUGCAGACUGUUUCUUUAAGAGGCCUCUGUGUUCAGCUUUGAGUUAGAUGUUUGAAAAAGGCCAGAGUUCCAGCGAAGGCCACGGAUAUUAUCAUGGGAUCGAGCCCGAGCACAGAGGAGUCUGCUCUUGUAUAGGCUUCAGCCCCCCCUCCUCCCCUCCCCUCCCUCACAAUGUGUUUCUUACACUGCUGAGUUUAUGAUAAUCUGUACUGGGUACAAUAAACGGUCCUUUAUGCUUCA
Messenger RNA from Cheilinus undulatus (humphead wrasse), 3456 nucleotides. It is a transcript of the gene etv5a, whose product is annotated as ETS variant transcription factor 5a. NCBI's taxonomy places the organism in Eukaryota, Metazoa, Chordata, Actinopteri, Labriformes, Labridae. Bases 237 to 1871 code for a protein of 544 amino acids. Gene Ontology annotation, biological process: cell differentiation; regulation of transcription by RNA polymerase II. Gene Ontology annotation, molecular function: DNA-binding transcription factor activity, RNA polymerase II-specific; sequence-specific DNA binding. The transcript has 13 exons. The record is from RefSeq and is a predicted model, not a curated record. Gene Ontology annotation, cellular component: nucleus.